Messenger RNA from Acanthosepion pharaonis, 1161 nucleotides. NCBI's taxonomy places the organism in Eukaryota, Metazoa, Mollusca, Cephalopoda, Sepiida, Sepiidae. The record is from the annotation of a GenBank genome assembly.
AUGGUUAGCGGCUUUUCGUUGUCACACAAACCAAACGAGCGAUUGCAGCUCCUUGCAUUUUCAUCGCCGGCAUCACGUGCGUUAGAGCCACGCUGCAUAUGCAGCAGCCAGCUUGACCCCGUUUACGGCCUAGCCUUGCGCUUGCCAAAUCAUGCACGCGUGCGUGAAUGCGCGCUAGCAUCUUCCAUUUUGCGCGCAAACCCAACUCCAACUGCAACUUCUCUGCCUGUCCGUCCGGCCUGCAACUCUUCUGCCUGUCCGGCCUGCAACUGUCUCGCCGUCCGCACUGCAACUGUCUCGCCGUCCGCACUGCAACUGUCUCGCCGUCCGCCAUGCCACUCUUCUGCCUGUCCGGCCUGCAACUGUCUCGCCGUCCGCCCUGCAACUCUUCUGCCUAACCUGCAUCGAAAAGCUCCUCACAAUGCAGUCAAAGCCCAGGAGAUCACGGCUGAGAAAACCGCAAGUAACGCAGCGAAAGCUGCGGCAACGUCCAUUCGUCGGUCCCAGGAAUCCAUGGCUGAGAAAACCGCACGCCAUGCAGACGACACCACUGCAACUUCUGCUGCAAGGUCAUCGGAAAGUUCCGCGCAAAAGCGCAAAAGACGGCAACGCGAUGCAAUUUCAACGUACGCUGCUACAGCUAUGACCUCUUUUGGUGGUAAUAUGCCUUCCGCGAAGUCGGUUGGAAUCCCACCUUCAAUGUUCAAGGUCAGGUUUACCACCGGACUGUCUCUUUUGCCGGAAACUGCCACUGAUUCGGCCUUUCUGCAAAUAUACUUCAUAGCUGACUACAAUCAACAGGCAGAUGCCCGCAUGGGCAUUAUUCCCGAGAACGAUACAUGCCAGGACAAUCACUCUCGCAAAGAAUAUCAUAAUGAGUCUCCAACAAUUGCUCCACGAGACAAACAGUUAUAUUUCAUUAUUUUAAUUGAUGCUGACAAACGGUAUCACGGAGAGCAGGAACGUCGUCACCACGCUCCGGCAAAUAACGAAGUUUCUGUCAUUCUCAGCGAUGAUAAGCACAACAGACGUGACAUUGUUCUCGAAUCGCGCGGCAGUGGGCUCCGAAGAAUCAGUGAAACGCAACGGUCCUACGAUGCACUGCAAUACCCACUUCUCUUCACUUACGGAGAAGAUGGGUACCACUUUGGCAUUCUGUAA